CAGAUGCUAGAGAGAUAUUGCUAUGGAUUUCUUACUGAUUCUAUUGUUCACCACUGUUCAUUGCUUAUUCAAUCCUGCCGGCGCAGCACCGAUUCCCUUAGAAAUGGUUGAUAUGACUCAUGUGUUUGACAACGACACUCUACACUGGCCGACAGCAGACAAAUUUCAGCUCUUAGUUAGGAAAAAUGGAACAACGGAGGCAGGAUAUUGGGUUCAAACGGAAAGUUUAUUCUCUGGCGUGCAUGUCGGAACCCAUAUGGAUGCUCCAUGCCAUUUUGCCAAAGGUCGUUGGUGCAUUGAUAAGGUUCCCCUAAACCAUUUAGUUGCUCCAGCUGCCGUUAUAGACAUUACCAAACAAGCUGAAGACGACAGAGACUAUCUCGUGAAAGUCGAAGACUUGAUGAAAUGGGAAAUAUUGUCCGGUAAAAGCCUUGAUGGCACAAUCGUUAUGUUGAAGUCCGGAUGGGGUCAAAGAUGGGGAGACAGAGAGUCCUUUACAGGGACUCCUGGCUACGAUAUUACUCAGUUACAUUUUCCGGGAAUGUCUGCUGAAGCUUCAAAGUGGUUAGUUGAAAAUAGAAGUGUGUACGGUGUGGGCACAGAAACGUUGUCAACUGAUAAUGGAAGAUCUCGAGACUUCAUCACACAUAGAAUUCUAUGCGCGGCUAAUAUUUUUGGAUUAGAAAAUGUGGCAAAUGUGGAAAAAAUACCUCUUUAUGGAGCUACUUUAUAUGUAAUGCCAAUGAAAAUAGGAAAUGCGAGUGGAGCACCAGUUAGAAUUAUUGCCACUUUUCCGAAACCUAUGUCUUCAGCUCAAAGCUGUUUGAAACCAAUACCCUUUCACUAUUGAAUAAAACAAAGAUUGUAACAUCUCCUUAAUAAAUAGACUCAAAUGAUUAAAGAAGCUUUAACAAGUACUACAUAUUUACGUAGGUUUGAAUAUUUGUCCUACAUAAAACUUUCGAAACAAAAACUUUCUAUGUAAUCUGUUAUAAUUUUUUUUUUGUUCUGUCUUUUUUCUUCAGUACUUUUUAUGAUCAUUUUAUUUUUUUAUGAUUCAUUUCAUUUAUAACCAGCAAAAACAAGAAAGUUAUGAUUCAACUGGUUUCAUAUGAUAAGCUUUAAUGAUAAUAAUAUUGCUGUAUGCUGAGAAAAUUGAAGCAUUACAACAAUAUAAACAUUUCUGAGAGCUUCGCGAAAGGACUUAAUUUCCUAAUAACGGAUUAUCUUGGAAUUUCAAUACUCACAUCUCUCUUGGAAAGCAAAACAUUUUUAUUCUUUUCAUUUGGUUUUUUGGAGUAUUCAACGUUCCCCUUUUAAAAAAAAAUUCAGAAUAAAUACAUAGAUAAAAAGUGCUAUCUAAAGAUAGGUAAUUGUUACAAACUCACAACAGUUAUGAAAAUAGCAUAUUAUUUGAGAAAAAGUAUCAUUUAAUGAGACUACAGAUUUCGAAAAACAGCCUUAAUUGAUUUUACUGAAUGUUAAUUCUAAUUGUGAUGCUAUUUCUACUAUAUUUUCUCAGGUCUUUUUGGACUCAAGUUUUAACUUGGUUUCCUAGUGAAUAUGUUGCAUAUAUUUUGUAAAUACUACUUAAUUUUUGACCACAUAUUCAUUACUCUAUUUUGUUUUUCAAUUUUUUUGUUUUGUUUUCAGACCUUGCUAUGUUAAUUUCAUAAUCUACAUUUUCAACAAAAUCUUAUAAUCUAAUCACCAAACCAUUAAAUUAACUCUCAUCGAAAAAAGAAAAAAAGCUAUUCAACGAAAUGUAUUUUUAAUAAAUAAGUACACCUGGAUUACUAAUAGAAGUUUAUUCAAAGUAAAAAGUUGAGUUAAAAGUUUUUUUUUUUUAAUUAUCUAUGAAAUAGUCUAGUAUUUUGUUUGUU
Parasteatoda tepidariorum (common house spider) is the source of this 1883-nucleotide messenger RNA. RefSeq lists its product as uncharacterized. Gene Ontology annotation, molecular function: arylformamidase activity. The record is from RefSeq and is a predicted model, not a curated record. NCBI's taxonomy places the organism in Eukaryota, Metazoa, Arthropoda, Arachnida, Araneae, Theridiidae.